CUAUACUCUUUCUUCAAGAUAAAGUAGGGAUGUGCUUGACUGACAAGCGUCAAUCUACGAGCUUUUUUGAAUUCAAUUCAAUUUUUGUUGAUGGUCUCUAUGACAACUUUUAUCAUCACAAAUGCUAGAAAUCUGCUAUUCAUUAGGCAAAGCUAUUCUAAUUGAACGUUUGUUGUUUUUUUAUAAGAAUGGAGUCAGAUAGACCAAGUGUAAGUAGAUUUAGUGAGAGGCCUAUUACUCGCAUGAAAAGAGAGAAAUCACCCAGUGAAAAAUCAGUCUACUCUGAGCGACCUACCAGUGCAGUGUCAAAAUCUUACAGUAAAAUAGAGCGACCAACUUCUCGCAGAGGUGUCAAGACAGAUAUUACUGAGUUUGGCAUCUCUAGACCUCCUACAAGUAGAAAAAAUACAUUCUCCAGGCCACCCUCUGCUGGUAUGACAGCUAACAGGCCAUCAACUCCAUCACGAGUUAAUACCAUGAGCUCUGCAAAUUUGACUCGUGUGAAUUCUGCUAUCCUGAGGAAUCCCAUAAUUAUUGAUAGACCAGUAACUCAACAGGGCUUGGUUGGUAUUAGACCUAGUUCAUCAAGAAGUUCAAAACCAGCAAGACAAAACCAAGAGAGAAAGUAUCUUGAACAUAUGCUGAAUAUUAGAAUUCGAGAGCUUAUCCAAGAUAUAGAGAAUAUAACUAUUGAAAUUGAAAGGCUGAAACGGUUGAAUCAAGAUCAAAGAGUAACAGAUCUUAUUGGUGAACUGUCAAGUCUUCAAAACCAAUUAGCUCAUUGUAAUCUGGUCUUAGAAAAAUUAUUGUCUGGUGUAGACAGAGAUGAAAUAGAAUUGGAAAUAAGAAAAUUAAAUAGCUUAAGUGAUAAUACAAAAUCAGAAAUUGAAAUUGUUUUUGAAAAACGUAAAAAAGCUGACUAUAGGUUGCAUGAUUUGAAUAAGGAAAUUGAAGGAAUACAGAGAAUGGCUGACAAUAUUGAAAUGUUGGAUCCAGAGUCUAGAAGACGAUAUAAUGAAGCUCUGAACAUGAAAAUUGAACUCCAGAAUGAAAUUGAAAAAUUGAAAAUUGAAUAUGAUCAACUUUGUGCUCCAAAUGAUAGGCUAAACAAUAUGACUGUUGGAUCAAUUCAAAAGUCUAAUUUUAUACCUGAGCAAAGUUCAGAUAUGCUGGAAGAUGAUAACAAGAAUCAAUCUGAAAAGAAAACAAAAAAUAACAAAAGUGAUAAGGAGGGAGAUAUCAUGGAUAUUUUUAAAUCAACAUUUGAAAAAAAUAAAGCAGAGGAACUUGAAAAAUUAAGUCAUUUGGAAGAAGAAAUUUUAAAACAUCUUGAAAGAAUAUCCAAUAAUUUAAAUGAUAAUGCAGACAAUGCAGUACUAGAACCUGAAGAAAUGGAUAUGUUGAAUACUUUGAUGGAUCAGAAUUUUGAAAAUAGAAAUGACAAGAAUUUAGAUGAAUUGAGGCAUGAUAGUUUGAAGCUUAAACAAACUUUGAAUAAAUUAGAAAUACUGGAAACUAAAAUUAAAGUUCAAAUGUAUGACUCUAAAGAAAGAGCCAUAUCUAUAGAUGAUAACUUGGAGAAUAAUAGGGAUAUGAAAAACGAACACAAAGAAUUACCAGGAUCAAAAAAGGACUUAAUGGAUUUAAGUAAAGGAAAUGUUGACUCCUUGAACAUUGACCACGAAAAGUAUAAUAAGUUAAAAGAGAAAAUUAAAGAAAAUGAAAUGUAUCGUGUAAUAAGUAUUCUAGAAGAUAAGUUGAGAAGAGUUACAAUGGACAGUGAUAAAUUUCCACCUAUUGAAGAACAAGAAGAAGACUUGGACCAUUCAUUUUUAGUUGCAAAACUCUUUUCAUUGACAAAUCAGUACAACAGUAUUUUAAUCAAUGAGAUGAAAAGAAGCUACUGAAUGUAAAAUAUUGUGAUGUAAAUGUACGAGGGAGGGUCAAUAAAUCUUUACAAAAUCCAAGAGAUGGCGCUCGUCACGCUUAAAUUAUGAUGUUUUUGGCAAGCAAUACUAACUAAAUAUCGUACAAAGUUUCAGCUCGAUUCAUUAAGUUGUUUUUUUGUGAGCGUUAGUUGAACAAAAAGUUAUUGAUUUAUUUGAAAAAUGGAAAAAACAGAGUUUCGAGCGGUGAUAAAACAUUUUCAUUUGAAAGUCUUUACACCAAAAGAAAUGACAGUUAAGUUGAACGCCGUUCAUGGCAAGUCUGCCCCUGUGUUUAAGACUGUUUAUAACUGGGUAAAUGAAUUUAAAUGCGGCCGUACAACAAUAAAAGAUGAACCUCGUUCAGGACGCCCCGUAGAAGUGAGUACGUCCGAAAUGGUACAAAAUCUACGAUAUGGUGUUGAGUGAUAGAAGAUUAAAAUUGCGAGAAUUAGUUGAAGCCACAGGGGUAUCAAAGAGUACAAUCAUUUUAAUUAUGCAUGAAAAAUUGGGGAUGAAAAAAAUAUCAGCAAGAUGGGUGCCGCGUUUGCUCACUGUUGAAAACAAACGAACCCGCGUGGUCACCUCUGAAGCUCUUUUGGCACGCAUUCGUCGUAAUCCGGAAGACUUUUGACGUCGACCCGUAACUGUAGACAAAACAUGGGUACACCACUACACUCCUGAAACCAAAGAACAGUCCAAACAAUAGAUUACCGCAGGAGAACCAGCCCCAAAGAAGGCAAAGACAGUAAAGUCAGAUGGCAAGAUUAUGGCCACGGUUUUCUGGGAUGCGUAUGGAAUUAUCUACAUCAACUACUUGGAAAAGGGCCAGACGAUCACUGGACAAUAUUGUGCGUCAUUAUUACGUCAGCUGAAAGAAAGAAUCAGAGAAAAAAGUUCUCACUUGAACAAAAAAAAAUGCCUCUUUCUUCAAGAUAAUGCUCGAGUUCACACGUGUGCAGUUUCGAUGGCAAAAAUUAACGAUUUAAAGUACGAAUUAAUUGACCAUCCACCAUAUUCGCCUGAUUUGGCUCCCAGUGAUUUUUUCUUAUUCCUUAACCUCAAAAAAUGGCUUGCCGGACAACGAUUCACGUCGAAUGAAGAAGUCAUCGCCGAAACAAAUGCCUAUUUUGGGGGUUUUCAGAAAUCAUAUUUUUCUGAUGGCUUAAAAAAACUGGAAGGCCGUUUAAUAAAAUGUAUCGUCAUUCAAAGAGAUUAUGUUGAAAAAUAAAAAAAAUUACAUACGCAAAACUUUUUUUUCCUUCUUUUUGUAAAGACUUAUAGA
Phymastichus coffea is the source of this 3210-nucleotide messenger RNA. RefSeq names its product intraflagellar transport protein 74 homolog. The transcript has 4 exons. The record is from RefSeq and is a predicted model, not a curated record. The coding region runs from base 189 to 1907 and encodes 572 amino acids. Gene Ontology annotation, molecular function: beta-tubulin binding. Gene Ontology annotation, cellular component: intraciliary transport particle B; centrosome; cilium. Gene Ontology annotation, biological process: intraciliary transport involved in cilium assembly; cilium assembly. NCBI's taxonomy places the organism in Eukaryota, Metazoa, Arthropoda, Insecta, Hymenoptera, Eulophidae.